AUGGCUGACGAUAAGCACGGGCUUUCCCUCGAAAUCACAGGCAAAGACACCUAUGGUAACCAGGCCCAUGAUGAGGUGGAAGUUGAAGGUAUCAGUCAAUCAAAAUUAGCCAGGAUUACCAAGGUUUCUUCCGUUGUGACUGCGCUGGUUGCGGGUCUUGCCUUGUUUAGUGAUGGCUACAACGCUCAGGUUAUUGGCUACAUGGAACCUCUGUUCGCAGAUCUCUACCAGGAUGGAAUGUCAAGCACCAUCAAGACCAGACUGUCCAACGCAUACCUCAUCGGCGAGAUCUUCGGCAUGCUCUUCUUUGGGGUUGUCAUCGAUAAGAUCGGCCGUCGCACAGGGAUUGUCUUUGCCACAUUCUUCCUCGUGCUGGGCAUUGUUCUCGCUACUGCUGCGCAUGGCACAUCCCAGCUGGGAAUGUUCUGGAUGAUGAUUGUUGCCCGUGGUGUUGCUGGCUUUGGCGCGGGAGGUGAAUAUCCAACCUGUGCGACCGGUAGUACCGAAGCUUCGGACGAAAGCGAAUAUGUUCGACGCCGACGUGGCUUCCUGGUCGCUGUCGCCACAGAUUUCUCCAUUGACUUUGGCUUCGUGAUGGCUGGAGCGAUUGCCUUGAUCGUACUCGAGGCGUACCACGAACGCGUCUCUGCAGGCGUCUGGCGAGUCUGCUUCGGACUGGGUUUCGUCCUGCCUGUCGUUCUCUUCUUCUUCCGAAUUCGCAUGAUCGAAUCAACCCAAUACCGCAAGCAUGCCAUCAAGCGGAAUGUUCCCUAUGGGCUGAUCCUGAAACGUUACUGGAAGCCUAUGCUGGGGACAUCUCUGGCCUGGUUUUUCUACGACUUCGUGACCUAUCCCUUUGGCAUUUUUAGUUCCACCAUUAUCGGCCAGCUGAAUCCUAACAACACUCUCAAGGAGAACAUCGGGUAUGGUACCGUCGUAAAUUGCUUCUACCUUCCCGGUUGUCUGGUUGGAGGCCUCCUGAUGGAUCGCAUCGGGCGACGUCAAACUAUGGUGUUGGGUUUCGGCUGCUGGUCGUUGCUCGGUUUUAUCCUCGGAGGGGCCUUGAACCCUAUCCAAUCUGUCUUCCCGCUCUUUGUGGUCCUGUAUGGAAUCUUCAAUAGUUUUGGCGAGAUGGGCCCUGGAGUCGCAACCUUCCUCUGCGGCGCCGAAAGUUUCCCAACGCCUCUCAGAGGCCAUUUCUUGGGCUUUGCAGCCGCCGUUGGAAAAGCUGGUGCCGCAAUUGGAACGCAAGUCUUCACUCCGAUCCAAAACUCUUUCUCGGAUACUCAGAAAGGAACUCAAGCCGUGUUUCUCAUCGGGGCUGCAUUUGCCGCCAUCGGAGGAAUCAUCGCUUGGACUCUUAUUCCGGAUAGAGAGAGAGACCUGGAAAGCGAGGAUGCUAAGUUCCGACAAUAUCUUGAGGCCCACGGUUAUGACGGUGAUUUUGGCGAGUCUUUGAUCCAGGAGAUCCGCACAACUUCGUUCAGUGCAGAGACUGUCAAGACAGCAUAA
Molecule: messenger RNA, 1512 nt
Organism: Rhinocladiella mackenziei CBS 650.93
Lineage: Eukaryota; Fungi; Ascomycota; Eurotiomycetes; Chaetothyriales; Herpotrichiellaceae
Exons: 4
Coding region: 1-1512 (503 amino acids)
Biological process (GO): carboxylic acid transport; transmembrane transport
Cellular component (GO): plasma membrane
Molecular function (GO): carboxylic acid transmembrane transporter activity
Source: RefSeq, a predicted model, not a curated record